Messenger RNA from Cladocopium goreaui, 2374 nucleotides. The record is from the annotation of a GenBank genome assembly. Lineage: Eukaryota; Dinophyceae; Suessiales; Symbiodiniaceae.
GCGGUGCUCCACCCUGCUCCGCGUGGAGGACGCCGGCACCGCCUCCAGGCCGCGCAGUUCACCCAGCGGCGCUGUGCCAGAUGGCUGGCUGGUGAGCGCGAGGAACUUUGGGGAGACUUGCCCGGUCCUCGCCGUCGCCGGCCUCGGGACGAUGAUGAAGAGGCAGCGCAGGCUGCCAGGCAGGCCCGAUGCUGUGCCUUGGCCGCUGAAGGGGAACUCUCACGUGCCUGUGCUGCCCUGGUGUCUCCGCCACACGACUGAUGUUGUUUCCAAGCUGCAAGCCAAACACUCCCGGACCGCCCCUGCCCGCCCGGCUCUCGUCGCUCUAGGGCUGCCUGCCUUAGCUGCUGUGCCCGAGAUGGCGGUGGAGGACGUCAUCCAGGCCAUCCGCUCCUUCAGCCGUGGGAGUGCCGCGGGCCCCACUGGCCUCCGAGGUGACCACCUUCGCGAGGCCCUCGCUUCCCCUCAUGGAGACGAGAUGGCUGUCCAGCUUGCCGAUGUUGUGAAGCUGCUCAUCCGCGGAGAGGCGAUUGCGCCCCACCUUGCUGGAGCUUCCUUACACGCAUUGCCGAAAGGGGUUGACGAUGUGCGACCCAUCGCACUUGGGGAAGUUUUGCGGCGGCUGACUGCCAAGUGCCUUUGCUCCGACGUGCGCAACUCUGCCCGGGAUCUUCUAUGCCCUUUACAAGUUGGGGUGGCCACCCGCCAUGGCACUGAAGCAGUUGUCCACACUGCGCGACACUGGGCGCAGAGGCAUGCAGGGCAGGCUGAACAGGUUCUCCUCAAAAUUGAUUUCAGCAAUGCCUUCAACACAGUCGACCGGGCUUCUCUCCUCCGCGAGACUCGCCUCCGCCUGCCAAAUUGUCCCCUUGGGCUGAGUGGUGCUAUGGUCUCCACUCGCCCUCCGGAACUUCGACCCUUGCUGGUGGUGGCUUACCUGGAUGAUGUGUGUCGGAUUGCAAGUCAACCAGGGGCCGCAGCCACUGUGGACAUGAGCCUCUUCCCACCCGGCAUUCCCCUCAACCAAGCCGGGACCUUCAGCCUUUUGGGGGAGCCCAUUGGACACGGUAGUUUCUGCAACCAGUUCACGACCUCGGAGCGAGUUGCCAAAGCUUUGCCACUGUUAGACGCUUUGGCUGUCUUGCCGGAUGCCCAAGCUGCCCUCUUGCUCCUCCGCCACUGUGCCUCCCAUUGUCGGAUGGCUUACUCCAUCAGAGUCACCCCUCCUGAUGGGCUUGGCCCCUCCCUGGAAGCGUUUGACAAUGCUGUUAGAGGCUGCCUCGAAGUGGCUUGCAGCGGGCCCCUCACUGCGGAAGCGUGGCUCCAAGCAACACUCUCCACUCGGUGUGGUGGGCUCGGGCUCCGCAGCGUGGCCCGGCACAGUGUCGCCGGCUACGCUGCUUCUUUGUGGGCUACUGCGCCACUGUGCAAAGAUAUGGACGACCCUGACUUCAAUGCUGCUCUCAACCUGGUGAACCUGGCCCUUCCGCCGGCCGACCACCUCCCGGUCCCAGCCCCGCAACCUGUCAGACAACAAGAGUUGUCACGCGCACUGGACCGUGUCGUGGUCGCCAGGCUCGCGGCCCCUGCUCCUGGUCGGGAAACCUUUCGGGCGCAUCUUCAGCUCUUGCAGCAAGAAGGCGCGGGGGCGUGGCUCCAUGCGCUCCCAAGCGCCGCCUUGGGGCUUCACGUGGUGACCCCGCUCUUUCGGACCAUGGUUCGCUUGCGGCUCCGCUUGCCGGUGUCUGAUUCUGACACCCCUUGCCCCCUCUGCGAUGGCACGUGUGACAGAUUUGGUGACCAUGCGCGCGUUUGUCCCUGUGGCGGCGAUCGGGUCAAGCGGCACCAUCAGCUCAGAAACAUUUUGGCAGGGCGGGCAAAAACAGCAGGCCUUCAGCCCGAGGUUGAAAAGCCCAACCUCCUACCUCCACGCCCUGAACUUCAAGGUGGCCCAGAAGAUGGGGAGCAACCCUGUGGCGGUGGUCGCCGGCCAGCCGAUGUCUGGCUCCCCAACUGGCACCUACAUGGUCCUGCUGCGUUCGACAUUGCCGUCACUUCGGGCAUGAGACACAGUGUUCUGACUGCAUCCGUGACAGAUGGCAGCAGAGCAUCUACGGAUUAUGAAGCACGGAAAUGCCAGCAUCUAAGCACUUUGGAAGCCUGCACGAGUGAAGGGCUCCAGUUCGUCCCGCUCGUAGUUGAAGCGUGCGGUGGUGGCUGGGGGCCCAUCGCUUUAAAAACCUGGCGCUCCUGUGAGGCGAUUUCCGCCCGCACUGGUGAAGGCAGCUCUGUGGAAUCGCAGCGCCUCCUUCAAACUUUGGGCAUCGCGCUGCAGCGCGAAAACGCUAGAGCUGUCUUACGGCGCCUGGACUGA